AUGGCUGCGGGCGCGAGCUGGGCGCAUAGCACGACGGCGAUCCACGGUGCUGAGUCUGACGUGAAGUGCGAAUCGAUGGAUUACAACCAGCUGGAAUACAAGGAAGGCGUUGAAAUACCCAAGACAUUUUGCGAGAAGAACUGGGCUAUUCGUGGAUCAGUGUACGCGGCUGUGGUGGAUAUCACAGCCGUAUAUAUCUGCGCUGGGGAGGAUUCCAAUGAUGUUUGCGAGCUGACGGAGUGGAAUACAGCUGAGCAGCUGGUUGACCAGCGCUGCGGGACUGGGCGCAUGGGCGCUCCGCAGGUGAACAACAAAAUCUAUGGGAGGGGAAGUCCUGGCAACUAUAAAUGCUAA
Molecule: messenger RNA, 354 nt
Organism: Metarhizium brunneum ARSEF 3297
Lineage: Eukaryota; Fungi; Ascomycota; Sordariomycetes; Hypocreales; Clavicipitaceae
Source: RefSeq, a predicted model, not a curated record